CUAUUUUCUCUCUGCCAGCUAACAUCCAUUGGAGGUCCUCACAGAACGGCGCUGAGAGACAUCCCACGAGGAAGAAGAUCAACUUCCAUCAAAAAAAUUUCAAAUCUUUUGACUCCAUUCUUCUCAAUUCUCUCUCCUCUUUCUUGGAACGGGGAAAGAGAGAGAGGAGGAAGAAGGAAGCAGGAAGAUUCAAUGGAAGGGUCAUCAGGGACAUGGCAAGGACUGGCCCUCGUGAGUAUUGUGACAUGGAUCUGUCUAUCUUCCUAUCUGAAACUGACCCAGAAGUUUAGAUCUCUUGUUCAACCAUGGGUCGCUCGUCAAGUCGUCGGUGGCGUUCCCCUCAUCCUCGAAAUUCAGAAACAUCAGAACGGAGUGAUGGAUGCUUUCUUCUCAGGGCUUUCGUGUGUUGUCUCUGUGCCCUUUUACACUGCUUUCUUGCCUCUGCUCUUCUGGAGCGGACAUGGUAGAUUGGCUAGGCAGAUGACUCUAUUGAUAGCAUUCUGUGAUUACUUGGGAAAUUGCAUAAAGGAUGUUGUGUCAGCUCCUCGUCCGAGCUGCCCACCUGUUAGAAGGAUUACUGCCACAAAAGAUGAGGAAGAUAAUGCAAUGGAGUAUGGCUUGCCUUCUUCACAUACUUUAAACACUGUUUGCUUAUCCGGAUAUCUGUUGCACUAUGUGUUAUCCUUUUUUGAACAUGAAGAUGCGUCUAUCCGAUACUAUGGAUUUGCCCUUGCUUGUCUGUUGGUAGCCUUAAUUGCCUUUGGAAGGAUUUACUUGGGUAUGCACAGUGUGGUUGAUAUCAUCGCUGGUCUUGCCAUAGGAGUCCUUACUCUCGGUCUUUGGCUUACCGUCAAUGAAAAAAUAGAUAAUUUCAUUACCUCAAAUCAGAAUGUUAGCUCCUUCUGGACUGCUCUGAGUUUCCUGUUGCUCUUUGCCUAUCCAACCCCCGAGAACCCAACUCCAAGCUACGAGUAUCACACCGCCUUCACCGGAGUUGCUCUAGGAAUUGUGACUGGAGUUCAACAAACAUACAGCCAAUUCCACCAUGAAGGAGCUCCACGAAUCUUCUCACCAGAGCUUCCUGUUACAGCCUACCUUGGGAGAGUCAUGGUGGGGAUACCGACGAUACUGCUGGUGAAAGUCUGCAGCAAAUCUCUUGCUAAAUGGAUCUUGCCAACAGUAUCCAACACACUUGGGAUUCCAAUAAGAUCCACCACCUACAUUACCCAGCUCAAGCUCGACAACAAGGGAUAUGGAAAUGAGAAGAACACAGACACAACUAAGAACUCUGCUGGGUAUUCACAGAAACUGUGCGAGUUCCUGAAUCAGGACUCGUUUGAUAUUGACACCGGUAUAAGGUUCUUGCAAUACGCAGGCCUUGCUUGGUCUGUUGUUGAUCUUGUUCCUUCCCUAUUCUCUUACUUUAACUUGUAGUAACAGUUUCUUGCCUGGUGUUAUAUAAUCUUAGUAUGCCACUGUA
Molecule: messenger RNA, 1480 nt
Organism: Raphanus sativus (radish)
Lineage: Eukaryota; Viridiplantae; Streptophyta; Magnoliopsida; Brassicales; Brassicaceae
Product: lipid phosphate phosphatase delta
Exons: 8
Coding region: 193-1434 (413 amino acids)
Cellular component (GO): endoplasmic reticulum membrane
Molecular function (GO): sphingosine-1-phosphate phosphatase activity
Source: RefSeq, a predicted model, not a curated record